CAGUCACUUACACACUACGCAAGAGUUUGUUGAAUUGUCGCAAGACAAUAAAAAAAAAACAAGAAAAUACAAACAAUACAAACAUUUGAAGCACCAACGAAAAAUAUAUAAAACUUCUGAGGAGACGAGAGAAUUUUGGAGGAAAGGCUAAGGAUAUGGAAUUACGUCGUAGCCGUCGUCGUCGCAUGGAGCCAGCACGCAUUCAAUAUGGUGCCUGGGAUGAUCCAAGGAUAUCGAUAUUUGCAACAGUGCCGCAGGAGCCCAUACCGGAUAUGCUGGGGCUGCUGAAGCGUGUGCAGCCGGGCACGCAUAGCAACAAUCUGGACAUGGAUGCGUGUCCGCUGGUGCUUGCGACGUCGCAGUCAACCAAUGUUAUGUACCGCGAGGUGAAGCAUCAGGUGCAGCAGAUAGCGGACGACCGCAAUAGGAACUAUCAUCCCAGGCAGGAGCGGGAGCGCCAAUCAGCCAUGGUGGCGCGCAUGCUGGCCGAGCACAAGCGGCGCGACUUUGUUGAGGCCAUGCGACGUCGCCAGCUGGUGGCCAACUCGCCCAAGCUACGCGAGCUUAAAAUAGAGAUUGAACGUGCCAAGACGACGCUCAGUAUUGUGCAGAAGCGCAAUGAUAACGAAAAGCAGCAUGGCACGGAGCGUGCCCAGGAGCGCGCCGAGGCACUGGAGCAUCGCGAGCAAGUGCGCAUGGAGAAGGAGGCCGAGCAGCGGGCGCUGAAGCAAAAGACCAAGGACUACAGCGAUCAAUUGGUGGAUCAGAUACGCCAGCUGCGGCAGCAGCGCGACCAGCAACACCACUCCGAACUGGAGGAGGGGCGACAAAAGCGGCGUGGCGAUGAGCAACAGCAGUUGGCGGAUCUUAAGCAUGCGCUCGAGUGUCGCCACAAGAAUCGCACGGAACUCAAGCAGAUGCUCGAUGACUUUGCGGCGCUGCAGCGCAGCCUGCGCCAAGGCAGCGGCCUGCAGCAGGACAAGCUAGAUGUGAUAGUGAUGGAGGCGCUGGGUCCACACACCGCGGGCGUGAUUAAGCAGGAGCUGCAGCGUCGUCAGCAGCGCAUCGAGCGCCGUGGCAAGGUGAGCAGUCUGCUGGCGCAGGAGCUGAGCGAGAUCAAGCGCAAGAAGGAUGCGCAUGAGAGCAUGCUGACCGACAUCCUGGCCUGCGAGCGUCAGGCCCGGGAGAAGAAGCGUGCCUAUGAGGAAGUGCAAAAGCGGCGCAACCAGAAGGUGCAGGUGGCCAAGGAUCUGCUGGGCCAGCACGAGGAGCAGCAGUUCUAUCGCGCACGGGCCGAUGCGUUGGGCAAACAGGUGAUAAUCGACAAGACCAGCUUCAUGCAACGCCAGUAUAAGAUGACCGAGCAAAUGGACCGCGCGCGACGUGAGAUCAACAUACGCACCUAUGAGGCCAACGAUGCGGAUAUUGUCAACAAUGCGCGACUGCGUGCCGCCGAGCUGGAGGAGCAGCGACAGCUGAAGCAACAUCUCAUGGAUCUGGAGAGCGAUCUGGAGCGACGCAUCGACGAGGAGCGCAUGCGUGUGCUACAUGAGCAGCCCAGAACGGUGCUGGUCGAGCUGCGGCCCACCAAGCUAACGGAGGCCGAACUCAAGGAAUUCAAUUUGCCUUCCACAACCUAAAGCCCCACAAGAAAGUCCGACUUAUCCCCAUUAGUAGUUCAACUCAUUUCCUGUGUAUGCCUACUGUCCAUGUAUUCAUUCACAAUCGAUCAAAUUCAUCAGGGAGUUACUGCUGGCGGCCUAGACACUCAAUUUAAAUAUAUAUUUUGUUGUACGUGAA
Molecule: messenger RNA, 1800 nt
Organism: Drosophila busckii
Lineage: Eukaryota; Metazoa; Arthropoda; Insecta; Diptera; Drosophilidae
Product: trichohyalin
Exons: 1
Coding region: 156-1640 (494 amino acids)
Source: RefSeq, a predicted model, not a curated record